Nomia melanderi (Alkali bee) is the source of this 895-nucleotide messenger RNA. RefSeq names its product UPF0489 protein C5orf22 homolog. Lineage: Eukaryota; Metazoa; Arthropoda; Insecta; Hymenoptera; Halictidae. The record is from RefSeq and is a predicted model, not a curated record.
GAACACAAAGAAAAAAAAACACCUUACGAAACUCGUCUCGUGAGAAUUUGGGGUACGCGCUUGUUGUGUCCGUUCUUUAUUCGCAAAAUAAUCGUUUGAGCAGCCCGCCUAGCAUACUUCAGUCGGUCACCACGUGCUUUUGCGUGAAGGCGUCCCUUAAUCGCGUUCGCGAGUUCCGUAUUGUAUCAAUCAGUGCGGUUAUCGAUUUCUUUUUUAAUUUCGUGCGUCCGUAAUUAUACGUCGUUGUGUGUGAUAAACUUAUGACCAUGGUUUCACGGUAUUUUCAAACCACGCCGGUUUACGUGGUAGAAGGACACGACGAGGUCCUACCUUAUAUCUAUCGCUGUGUGGGUUCUAAAUAUCUUCCAUUCGAAGGGAAUACAAUUAUACACUUGGAUUCCCACCCUGAUAUGGUCAUUCCGAAAGAGAUGCCUGCGGAUACUGUGUGGGAAAAGGAAGAGCUAUUCAAAGAAAUUAGCAUAGAGAGCUGGAUAAUGCCGGCCGCGUAUGCUGGCCAUUUCAAGCACCUGAUCUGGGUCAAACCACCGUGGUCAACUCAGUUGGCCGAUGGCGUCAUUACCUUUAUGAUCGGCAAACAUAAGGAGACCGGGAAAAUAAGCAAACCGUCAGUUCAUUGUGGCCACGAUGACAGGUAGAUUGUGAUUCGGUGGAACUUUUCUGUGAAGCGUUCAUGUCAGUCAGCUUAUUAAUUAUGACGUGUACAAAUUAACGAUAGGUAUACCUAUUCACAAUACACGCCGUAUAGGCUGAUAAUUGUAUUUCACUUUAUUUUUCACGCCGAAAGAGCACUGGUUAAGUGUCUAGUCCCUCGGCGAUUAGCAUACACGAACACGUUACUUCGUGUACAUUUAGGAUAGCUGGAGCAUAAUGUAAC